Salvia splendens (bonfire salvia) is the source of this 1623-nucleotide messenger RNA. RefSeq names its product ALBINO3-like protein 2, chloroplastic. Bases 1 to 1623 code for a protein of 540 amino acids. The record is from RefSeq and is a predicted model, not a curated record. The transcript is spliced from 15 exons. Gene Ontology annotation, biological process: protein insertion into mitochondrial inner membrane from matrix. Gene Ontology annotation, cellular component: mitochondrial inner membrane. Gene Ontology annotation, molecular function: protein binding; membrane insertase activity. NCBI's taxonomy places the organism in Eukaryota, Viridiplantae, Streptophyta, Magnoliopsida, Lamiales, Lamiaceae.
AUGGGGGUGUUAAAAUUAAGUAAACUCCGCCGCUGCCGGCCGUUGCCGCCGUCGCUCCACCAUUUCGUCUGCCAUUAUUCCUCAUCCUCUUCGCAUUCACUAUUGACUAGCUCAACCAGCCGCCACUACCACCAGUACAGUAACAACCCUGGAUGCUCGUGGGAGCUGCUCCGCCACUCAUCUCCUGAUUGCUUAUCUUUUAAUCGGCGGUUCUCGGCCGAUCCCGGCUUCUCCAAAUCGGACGAGCCUCCCCUCCCUGUCGAAGCUGCUGAACAGGACGAGCCGUUUCUCGCUGUUCAAGCUGUCAUCUCGGUGCUCGAUUAUUACCAUGAUUUGACCGAAUUUCCAUGGUGGAUAGUGAUCUCAACAUCUACUUUGGCAAUGAGACUUGCAUUGGUUCCUAUAACUGUGGUUCAACUUAAAAAAAUGAGGAGGUUAGGAAUGCUGCUACCUAGACUACCUAGACCAUUCCCACCGCCUCAGUCAGGACGAGGUUUCUGGGACCAAUUUGCCCUUUUCCUUAAGGAGAAGAAGGCAGCUAGGUGCCCGUCAUUGUUUUGGUUCAUCUCCUCAUUUGCUUUUCAGGUCCCUUGCUUUUUAUUGUGGAUUUCAAGUAUCCGUAGAAUGUGCUUGGAUCAUCACCCUGGCUUUUAUAGUGGUGGAACUUUAUGGUUCCAGAACUUGAUUGAAUAUCCACACGGUGCAUUAGGACUUCUGUUCCCAUUCUGCAUUGCAGGCUUGCAUGUCGUUAAUGUUCAGUUGUCCUUUGCAAAGUCACCACUUCAGCAGUUACCAGGCCCCUUAGGGUCCUUAGCAAAGGGAUACAAGAAUUAUUUGUUGAUUUUGACUCUGCCUUUGUUGACUGCUACAUUUAGUAUUCCCCAGGGCAGCUUAGUUUAUUGGCUUUCAAACAGUGCAUUGACUUUGAUACAGCAAUUGUGCCUUCGUAGUCCCACUUUACUCAUGUAUUUGGGAGUAAAUACUCCAGUACAAGUACCGACUAUUAAAAAAGAUGGCAGCUCCCAAGUAGCAGAUAUCGCUAUAAUGACAAAGGAAGGAGAAGUACAUGCCCACACGUUAUCACCAGUCGAACUGGUCAAUUACUCUAUCAAAGUUUUAUCUACAGGCCGUGAGGAUAUUGCAAUUAUAUGCCUAAGAAUUGCCCUUGAAAAGGACCCUGGGUUCGUAAAAGCUAUGCUUAUUUUGGGGCAAAUGCUGUUAAAGAACAAACAAUUUGUUGAGGCUGCUGAGUUAUUUGAAACUGCAAUCUCAAAGCUCCUCGUUGAUGGUGAUCCUACAGAAGUCGAAGAUAUUGAUCUUUUGAUUCUUGUAUCUCAAUGGGCGGGUAUUGCUAAUGUGCAGCAGGGCAAGAUGGAGCAGGGUCUUGUGCACCUAGAAAGAAUAGCUCGAAUUAAAGAACCAGAGGAUUCAAAGAGCAAGGCCCACUACUACGACGGUUUUCUCGUUCUUUCAAGUGCAUUAGCGAAUGUUGGCCGCGAAGACGAGGCACUGAAGUACUUGCAGAUGGCUGCUGCUUACGACCCUUCUUACAGUGUGUACAUUGAGCAUUUGAAAAACGAUUCGAAGAAGCCUAGCAGUGAUCCAUCUAGCAGCAUAAAAUAG